AUGAGAUCGCCUGGCAGCCGAAUAUGCUAAUGUAACGUCCAUACAAAUACAUUUGAUGCCUACAGUUCAUUCUGUGAACUGGCAUUAUUUGAUAUUCAUUAGCCAGUCUUUGAGCUGGUGAUUUAGAAGGCAGAAUUAUCGUGAAAACCAAACAAGACGGAAUCAAACAGGACGACUAAGGGAAUUGAGUUUAGCGCUCCGGGUGUGAAUAUUUUUUGUCGCGUGAUUCACAAAGUGUUUUGACUACAAUACCUGCCGUCCGAAAUCUGCCAAAUUAUUUCUAGCUUUUCUAUAUUCAGUGGAGACUAUGUUGAUUACUUCGCAAAGAUCAGUAUUUUUUUGUUCACCUAAAUAAACCGUUCUUGAGUCUUAAGCGAAGUAGGCUUCGAGAAGACUUCAUUUUCCCUAAAGGCGAAAAGUGAAACCCCGCUGUACGUGUUCCUAAAAUUAAUUGUUAUUCAAAACAAACUUUAUUGUAAGUAUAGUAUUCCUCUUCGUAUUUUAAAUAUCUGAAAUAUGUGACCGAACGAUUCCCUAGCUUUUAGUUUUUAAAUUACUUCUUCCUCACACUUCACAUUUGCUAUGUUUGCUGAUCGAUUGAGGCAAAAUGGUUUUCGCAAACAUACACUACUGUUUUAUUUACAUUUCGUCCUAUAAAUUUCACUUGAAAUGCGAAAUUCAAAUACAGAGCAUUAUGAUGAAAAUGGGAUGUUUUGAGUUGUAAACUGGCCUAAAUUGCAUAUUCUAUGCCUUGCAAAUGGCUGUAGAGAAAGGAUAUGGGGUAUUUAUCAUUCAAUGUUUCCGGACUUCAUCCGGUUUUCUCACAGCUAUCGGCUGGAUUCGUUUUCGUCAGGCUUUGGAACAAUGGACUCUCUUCUCCUCUAAAGCUUGAUAACCUUAAAAACGAACUGAGCCGAAACAAAUAUAUUCGUGAUUUUAAUGAUUGCGUGUUUUCCGUGGUUCUAAACUGUCGUGACUGCCGCCAUAGUGUAAAUCUAAUUGCCCACUUUCGCGCCGGACAAUUCGUUCGACACCACACUUAAGGUGAAAAAAUACGCGGCAUAUUUCAAUAGGUGCAGUAAAGCCCAACAGCGCCUCCUCGAGAAAUUCACAAUACUAUCUCAUUAGCUGUCAUUUACCUCGUCCCGUCAACAAAGCCAGCACAACAUCCUUCACUCAAUUAUCCCAAAUUAUGCGUGGAUCCUGUCAAUAUUGUUCGAUUUCGGGACAUCUGCUAGCAUGAGCUGGGAUUGGGUGUUCGACAGCAAAGCCCUUCUAAUGCAACAAAUUUCGUCCAAUAAGGAAUCAGACGGUCACAGGCAAUUUGCUUCUAUGGGCCAACAAACGCACCCAUCGCUGACAACAUUCAUUUGCCGAAUAUUCUGGUUUGAAUUCGGGCGUAUUCCUUUCGAAGAUGUCGUUCGAAAGGUCCUCAUUCCGUCGCAAUUUUCAGGGUUGGGUUGAAUUAAACUACGGAGAAAAUAGCCGGACGAAGACAAUCACACGGAAAAAGUUCAACAAAAUCUGCAGAUAUUUGCUGGGAGAGCCCCAGAUCGAAACUGAUGCAAAAUUUCGCUUCUGGGUCAAGUCGAAAGGAUUUCGAAUCGCUCAUACCGAGGAUGGUCAAGAUUACGGGGUUUUAUAUGUUCCUGUCAAAGUUCCUCAUACACGAAGCGUGGAAAUGUUGUACCCAUACGAACCUGACAAGAUCGGACAAUCCGCUCGCAGCCAAGUUGUCGAAUAUCGGAGGGUCGCUGUAGCGGACGAUUUUUUUGAUAUCAUUAGCAGUGUGCACAUAAAUGAAAGGGGAGUUCAUGUUGGACAGAAAAAGACCUACAAAGCGGUUGCGAACACCUACGCAUUCCUCCCCCGUGAGGCAGUGUCGUAUUAUCUGAUGAGUUGUAGUACCUGCAAACAGAGGAUCCAGCGGUUUAAUUCAAUCCUCCUGAAACAUGGCAGACCGCUGUCACCUGUUUCUGACUUGGGUCGGGAAUCUCCCUCUUCUGAUCUAGUGAGUAGCUUUAGACUAAAAUUGAUAAAUAUUAAUGUAAUAUAAUGGGCAUAGGUAAUCCGGUUUCGAGUUCAGUUUUGAAUUAAUUUCCAAGAGUAAGUUUUUCAAAAAGCUGAAAUUGCAAGAGCCGCUUCGGCAAGUGCAAUUUUAGCAUUUUGGAAAACUCAAAAUUGCAAAUUAAUUCCAAAUUGAACGAGAAAAAGCGUAUGAUUACUUAUUAAUAAUAUAAACAUGAAAACAUUCGCGUGGAGGAGGUGCCGCAAGAUCUUUCUUGAAGCCAUUUUUUCUCAAUCCAGAAAACUUUUUUCAAAGUAUCCGCACAAAAUUUUCGUCAUCAUUUUACGUGAUAUCAUUGGCUUAGAAAUUUCCUAUUGCCUUUCAGCCAAUCAUGAUCCAGAUUUAAGAUGUGUAAUUUGCACUGGUGUAACAUUUUCUUGCACUGUUGUUACACUUGAACUGCACUGCUCUCAGCCAAUCAGAAUCGAGUAAUUUUU
Molecule: messenger RNA, 2505 nt
Organism: Orbicella faveolata
Lineage: Eukaryota; Metazoa; Cnidaria; Anthozoa; Scleractinia; Merulinidae
Product: nucleolar protein 4-like
Source: RefSeq, a predicted model, not a curated record